CUCAGCGGAGCGUCACGUCAUUCCGCUGCGACGGAGUGUUUUGAGUGAUGGCGUCGGCAGAAGAUUUGGCAGCGGACGAGCGCAGCUCCGAACAAGACGCAGAACUCGACAGGCUGCUGGACAGUGCACUGCAUGAUUUUGACAAGAUGCCGGCGCCUCCUCCAGCCCCAAAAAAUGAAGCUGCUUCAUCUGUAGACAGCGGCACACAAAAGCCGCCCCUGCUAGAAGACUGUAAACUCUUUGAGAGUCUCCUAGAGGGGGACAUGGCCACCCAGGCCAAGGAGGAGUGGGAGAAGGCCAUGAACGAGCUGGCCCAGGAGCCAGAAUUACUGCAGCACUUCCAGAAACUGUCAGAGGCCGCAGGCAAAGUUGGUACUGACUCCGCCUCCCAACAGGAAUUCACUUCCUGUCUUAAAGAAACACUCCGCGGCCUGGCCAGAAAUGCAGACAACCUGCAGGUGGAUGAAUCUUCAGGACUAGCUGGAGAUGAUCUUGUCAAAGCUCUGGAAGGUCUUGGAUUGGAUGAGAGCGCUGAAGGGGGCGGUGAUGAUGGGAACAUUCUGCAGUCUAUCAUGCAGAACCUGCUGUCUAAAGAAGUGCUCUAUCCAUCUCUUAAAGAGAUCACCACCAAGUACCCAGAGUGGCUGGACGCCAACAGGGCGAGCCUGAGCCCUGAGGACUAUCAGCGCUACGAGCAGCAGGCCAGAGUCAUGGGUGACAUUUGUAAGCACUUUGAGAGGGAGGAUGAAGGAGCAGCGGAUAAAGAGAACACGUUUGAGGCCGUCAUGGACCUGAUGCAGCAGCUGCAGGACCUCGGCCAGCCACCCAAAGAACUAGCAGGGGAUGCACCUCCUGGUUUAAACUUUGACACGGAGUCACUCAACCUCCCAGGGGGCCCGGGGGCCGGGCCAGCCGAGGAGUGCUUGAUCAUGUGACACACCGGAGUCGCAGUUCAACAGGAACGAAGGUCGCUGUGUGUGCGUCAGUGAGGCGUGGGGGUGGGGUGGAUGAAGCAGAGACAGCGGACACGGUUCUCCCUCAGGCAGAAGACAUGCGGACGGCAGAAAGAACAAAACUUAAAACGCUCCCCUCCUCGUGUCACUACACUCACAUCUGAGAAGAUUUUAAGGCCUCUGCUCCCAUUGGUCUGCGUCCGGCGCUGCUCCUUCACGGUUUGCCGUCUGCUCUGUGUUGUUUUUAAACAUCCUGUUUAACCCUCGCUGUAAAAAUCUAUGAGACCAGUUAACGAGUGUAAAUGGUGCCUUUGCAUAACGGUUAUUUUUAUAUGUCUCACAUAAGAUGAAGAUGAUCUCAACAUUCUGCACCAGAAGUUCCAAUUUUAACCCGACGUAAAGUAUUAACAUCACCUCAGACAGACACACAGUCACAUGAUUAAUAUCUACAUAAUCAUUCAAAACCACUCGUGAUCAUUGAUGAGUCUCCAGCGCCUCGUCUUCUCUUGAACGCUCUUCAUCUUCCCCUGGUCUUGAUCUGGUGGAAGCUGCCUUUGCCGUGGUUCCAGUGUCCCGUGUAGUUCCUGUGCAGAGUGCUUCCCCUGUGAGUCCCCGUCUGUGGUGCAGGGUUCCUGCAGGACCUCUUUCAUCCAGGAGAUUCCAACCUCACAGAACGUAUCCUCUGUGCACCAACAGGAUGCCUGAAGUAACGGCUUCAUGGUACCGAUUUGGUGGCGGCUGCUGUGCGUGCGUUUGUGCGUGCGUGCGUGCGUGCUCUAGCAGCCACUUUGAUAGUUGUUUUUUUGUUUUUUUUAUUGUUUUCUUCAGUUGGAGGACGACGUUUGACUGGCUUCAGAGUAACGUGAACGUGAGCUCGGAUUGAGGAGCUGCUGUCAAACAGGAGGUUGUGGAGUCUGUUUUCGUUGUACUUCAUAGGUGAAUUAAAGUAAUGAUGUCAUUCAAAUGAAUCUGUCUCAUGUCAUCACUACUUUGUAAGAGAACAUACAGCAUGGAGCAGGUAGCUCAUUGGGGUAGUUGGACUGCCAUUUUGUAGAACUGGGUUCGAUUCCCCGCCUUAUUUCC
Messenger RNA from Thalassophryne amazonica, 2036 nucleotides. RefSeq names its product peroxisomal biogenesis factor 19 (gene pex19). Gene Ontology annotation, biological process: protein import into peroxisome membrane. The coding region runs from base 48 to 935 and encodes 295 amino acids. The record is from RefSeq and is a predicted model, not a curated record. Gene Ontology annotation, cellular component: peroxisome; peroxisomal membrane. The transcript has 8 exons. Lineage: Eukaryota; Metazoa; Chordata; Actinopteri; Batrachoidiformes; Batrachoididae.